CGCGUGGUUCCAGUUUUGUGUGUCGCUAGAUCGCUUUCCCGAGUCGGCCUCCCCGAUCACGUCCUCCACGCCCACGGCCACGCUCACUCACUCGGCCCCCCUCCAACCAACGACGGCGCUGCGGCGAGGUUCGUCGUCGUUGGGGACGGCGCCAUCAGUAGGCAGCCGGGUGGGUGGCCCGCUAUGAGCACCAGCGAGCCCUCCGGUGGCAGGAUUCGCAAGGAAAGAGCUUGUAGUAAGAGCGGACAGAACAUAGAGAGCCUAUUUCAGCAGCAUGCAACUGGAGUAGGUUCGGCAGCUUAUCCGCAGGGGAGAGACGAGGCGGCCCGCCAGUUACAGCUAAUAGCUAUGGAGCCUCAAGCUGUUCAGAACAGAGAUGACCUGUUCGUUUGGCCCUGGAUGGGUGUUUUGGUCAAUGUGCCUACUGAACGGAAAAAUGGGCGCCAUGUUGGAGAAAGUGGAAACCGGCUGAAGGAGAAGCUCUCGUGCUUUUGCCCACAGAAAGUUAUCCCUUUGUGGAACUAUAGAGGCCACACAGGGAAUGCUAUUGUUGAGUUUGGAAAAGAUUGGACUGCCUUCAAUAAUGCACUUGCCUUCGAAAAUCACUUUGAGUCAGAAGGAUAUGGCAAACUGGACUGGAAGGCGUACAAGCAUCGACGACCGGGGAUGUUUGGAUGGGUUGCAAGGGCUGAUGAUCAGAAAUAUCCAGGGCCGAUCGGAGAUUAUCUGCAUAAAAAUGGUGAUCUGAAAACUAUUGCAGAUGUUGAGAAUGAAGAAGCACGCAAAACAAACAAACUGGUAGCGAAUUUAGCUAGCCAGAUUGAGGUAAAGCGAAGGCAUGUGGAAGAACUUGAAUGUAAGUACAAUGAGACGACCACCUCACUUGACAUGAUAAUGGAGCAAAAGGAUCAGCUGCUCCGGGCAUACAAUGAAGAAAUACAUAAGAUGCAGCAACUUGCUCGUAGGCAUUCACAGAGGAUCAUUGAUGAGAAUCAAAAGCUCCGUUCAGAACUUGGGUCCAAGAUGCAGAACCUUGACUUAAGAUCCAAACAGCUUGAUGAGCUAGUUGCGCGUAGUGAAUCUGACAGAAGGAACCUUGAGCACGAGAAGGAAAAGAACGGUGUUAAAACAAAGCAUCUUAAGAUGGCAACAUUGGUGCAACAGAAGGCUGAUGAAAAUGUGCUCAAGCUUGUGGAAAAACACAAGUUAGAGAAACAAGUCGCUCUAGAUAAGAUUAUCAAGUUGGAGCAUCAACUGGAUGCCAAGCAGAAGCUUGAGUUAGAAAUAAAACAGUUGCAGGGUAAAUUGGAAGUCAUGAAGCAUAUGCCAGGUGAAGAAGACUCUGAAUCGAAGAAAAGAAUAGAUGAACUUAGUGAGGAGUUACAAGACAAAUAUGAUGAAAUGGAUGCAAUGGAGUCACUCUACCAUACUCUGCUUAUCAAGGAACGGAAAAGCAAUGAUGAAUUGCAAGAUGCUCGGAAGAAGCUGAUAGAUGGUUUGCAGACUAUUACAACUGGUCGAGCAAAUAUUGGCAUUAAAAGAAUGGGCGAACUUGAUCUUAAAUCACUUGCAAUUGCUUGCGGACGUAAAUUGUCAAAAGAAGAUGCAGAAGUGACUGCUGCCAUUCUUUGUUCGAAGUGGGAGGCUGAUAUCAAAAAACCAGAAUGGCACCCUUUUAGGGUUGUCAUGGUUAAUGGGAAAAAAAGGGAGCUUAUCUCUGAAGAUGAUGCGAAGCUUCAGACCCUAAGAGAAGAGUAUGGCGAAGAAGUCUAUUCUUUGGUGACAAAGGCGCUGCUUGAAGUUAACGAGUACAACCCCCGUGGCCGCUAUCCCGUACCGGAGCUGUGGAACUACAAGGAGGGCCGCAAAGCAACACUGAAAGAGGCCUUGCAGUACGUCCUGAAACAGUGGCGGACACACAAGAGGAAGCGCUGAACUACCACUGGCCUACUAUACAUACAUGAACUUGCUGUUUAUUUAGCAUUUACUAGUACACGUUAGAUAAGAGCUGUGCGUGUGGCUCUCAAUGGUGAGACUUCUGGAAUGUUCACCUGUCGCAGUCGACUACUUGUCUGAGUUUAGCUGGGAUUAUGAAACGUGCGGAGAUUCCGUUUUCCAGGGUUUCAGGCCAGUUGUAAGUAAAUGAUGCCUGAAAAUGUUGUGCAGGAGACAAAAGAUUUCGGAACGCUGCUCCAGUUCCAAAUCCACGAUGAUGAAUUGCUACCAUACUAGUAUCAAAUAAGUCUGUAGAUUGAAUUGCUA
Messenger RNA from Triticum dicoccoides, 2262 nucleotides. Its product is annotated as factor of DNA methylation 1-like. The record is from RefSeq and is a predicted model, not a curated record. Lineage: Eukaryota; Viridiplantae; Streptophyta; Magnoliopsida; Poales; Poaceae. Gene Ontology annotation, biological process: gene silencing by siRNA-directed DNA methylation. The coding region runs from base 184 to 1935 and encodes 583 amino acids. The transcript has 8 exons.